Meloidogyne enterolobii is the source of this 555-nucleotide messenger RNA. Lineage: Eukaryota; Metazoa; Nematoda; Chromadorea; Rhabditida; Meloidogynidae. The record is from the annotation of a GenBank genome assembly.
GGAAUGGCUAAAGUAAUUAGACAGUGUUGGGUUUGGAGGAAAAACAAUCGAGUUUGGCGUUAUUUGCCUCGUCGAGAUGAUAGAGUAAACAGAGUUGAUUUGGAUGUGUUGGCUGAACAAUGCGAAACAUUUCCGGAUCCAAUGCCGGUGGAACCUCCAAAGCUUUGGGUUGCCUGGAUUUUUAGAGAUUUGGAAAAUGAUCAUGUCCGUAAACUUUUUGGAAAAUACCCCAAACCUGGGGAACUUCAUAUAUUUAUGAAUACAUUAUCAAAUAAUAAACAACUUUGGAAAAUUAAACAUUUAAUUGAAAUUCGUCCAAUAAGUUUUCCGAAUGGAGAGCCGGGGCCUGAAGAUGUUUAUAAUUUAGAGGUAAUGGCAGACGGUAGAUGUAUUAUUGAUGAAAAUUUGGCAGACCCAAGAAAUGUUCAAUUAUUAGACCCAACCAAACAAUUUACAAAAAAUUAUUUAAUGUCUAAAUUGAGAAGUAAAGAUGCUCGUUUAAAAGAAAUUUAUGAGGAUACUGUUUACAAUCCUGAAAAUAUUUCUAUUUGUUGA